Molecule: messenger RNA, 2355 nt
Organism: Ceratotherium simum simum (southern white rhinoceros)
Lineage: Eukaryota; Metazoa; Chordata; Mammalia; Perissodactyla; Rhinocerotidae
Gene: RECQL
Product: RecQ like helicase
Biological process (GO): double-strand break repair via homologous recombination
Cellular component (GO): chromosome; cytoplasm
Molecular function (GO): nucleic acid binding; 3'-5' DNA helicase activity; four-way junction helicase activity
Source: RefSeq, a predicted model, not a curated record
CCAAUUAGAGACGGGUGUUACUUGCAAUUGGUUGAACGGACCGACCCGGAAGGGUGGAUGCUCUCGGCUGGAAAGAAAGGAAAGCCUGGUGGCGGGAAGUUUUCAUUGGACAGCGGCUGAAAGAGAGAGAAAUUUGGAUCUCCAAUUCAAUUUUAGAAUGGCAUCCGUUUCAGCUCUAACUGAGGAAUUGGAUUCCGUAACCAAUGAGCUACAUGCAGUAGACAUUCAACUUGAAGAACUUCUGGAAAGGCAACGAGAGCUUAUUCAGAAAAAAAACAUCCUAACAAACAGAAUAAAGCAGAGUUUAGAGAAUUCUGAUGCUGGGCCAAGCAACGAAUGUGAUUCUUCACCUGCUGCUUGGAAUAGAGAAGGUUUUCCAUGGUCUGGUAAAGUUAAAGAUGUUCUGCAAAAUGUUUUUAAACUGCGGACAUUCAGGCCGCUCCAGCUUGAAACUAUUAAUGUCACAAUGUCUAGAAAGGAAAUAUUUCUUGUUAUGCCUACAGGAGGUGGAAAGAGCUUGUGCUACCAGUUACCAGCGUUAUGUUCAGAUGGUUUUACCCUCGUGAUUUGCCCAUUGAUCUCUCUUAUGGAAGACCAACUAAUGGUUUUAGAACGAUUAGGAAUUUCAGCUACCAUGUUAAAUGCUUCUAGUUCUAAGGAGCAUGUGAAAUGGGUUCAUGCUGAAAUGGUAAAUAAAAACUCCGAGCUAAAGCUAAUUUAUGUGACUCCAGAGAAGAUUUCAAAAAGCAAAAUGUUUAUGUCAAGACUAGAGAAAGCCUAUGAAGCAGGGAGAUUUACCCGAAUUGCUGUGGAUGAAGUUCACUGCUGUAGUCACUGGGGACAUGAUUUCAGACCUGAUUAUAAGGCCCUUGGUAUCUUAAAGCGGCAGUUCCCUAACACAUCACUCAUUGGGCUGACUGCAACUGCUACAAGUCAUGUUUUGAAGGAUGCUCAGAAAAUACUGUGUGUUGAAAACUGUCUUACUUUUACAGCUUCUUUUAAUCGGCCAAAUCUUUAUUAUGAGGUUCGGCAGAAGCCCUCAAACACUGAAGAUUUUAUUGAGGAUGUCGUAAAGCUCAUUAAUGGGAGAUACAAAGGACAAUCAGGAAUCAUAUAUUGCUUUUCUCAGAAAGACUCUGAGCAAGUUACAGUUAGUUUAAAGAAAUUCGGAAUUCACGCAGACACAUACCAUGCCAAUAUGGAACCAGACUAUAAGACCCAGGUUCACAGAGGAUGGUCGGCCAAUGAAAUUCAGGUAGUAGUGGCAACGGUUGCAUUCGGUAUGGGAAUUGAUAAGCCAGAUGUGAGGUUUGUUAUUCAUCAUUCAAUGAGUAAAUCUAUGGAAAAUUAUUAUCAAGAGAGUGGACGUGCAGGUCGAGACGACGUGAAAGCAGACUGUAUUCUGUAUUACGGCUUUGGAGAUGUAUUCAGAAUAAGUUCAAUGGUGGUGAUGGAAAAUGUGGGACAACAGAAGCUUUACGAGAUGGUGUCGUACUGUCAAAACAUAAGGAAAUGUCGCCGUGUAUUGAUAGCUCAACAUUUUGAUGAAGUAUGGAAUUCAGAAGCAUGUAACAAAAUGUGUGAUAAUUGCUGUAAAGAAAUUUCAUUUGAAAGAAAGGAUAUAACAGCGUAUUGCAGAGAUCUAAUCAAGAUCCUGAAGCAGGCAGAGAAACUUAAUGAAAGGCUCACUCCACUGAAACUGAUUGAUUCUUGGACGGGAAAGGGGGCAGCAAAAUUCCGAGUAGCAGGUGUUGUUCCUCCCACACUUCCUCGUGAAGACCUGGAGCAAAUGAUUGUGCACUUUCUUCUACACCAGUAUCUUAAAGAAGACUACAGUUUCACAGCUUUCGCUACUAUUGUAUAUUUGAAAGUAGGCCCUAAAGCUGAUCUUCUGAACAAUGAGGCACAUAUUAUCAGCAUGCAAGUAAAGAAGCCCACGGAGAGCUGUUUCAGGACUGAACCAUCACAAACUUGUCAUCCCGAAGGAGCUAAUGAAGAGAGGGAAGAAAAAAAUUCAAGUAACUUCCAGAAGAAGUCUGCAAACAUGCUUCAACAAUCUAAGUCUAAGAAGACAGGGGCUAAGAAAAGAAAAAUUGAUGAUGCAAGAGAUGAGUGUUUCUGAAUUUUCCAAGAAUAGAAUAGUUUAUGCAUGUUUACACCAUUUUUUUUUAAAUCAAAUGGUUAAUUUUUAAGACAAUUUCAUUAAUAUUUUGUACAAAUGGAGCUAUAUUUUAAGAACUUAUCUCUAAAGUGUUGAAGACUUGUGAAUUUGAGACCUUUUAAAAAUUUGAGGGCAUGAAUUGUAUAAAUUUACAGUAUGAAACAAGGGAAAACAAAUUUUUAUGUAAAAUCCUU